GCCGUAUGCACACAUGUGCUGUUAUAUUCCCGCGUUGACACGUCGCGAGUUAUCCGGUUUGCCCCUAAAAUGUUAUCACACGCUAGUGUACAGUUGCGGGAGUAAAGAUAACACAUAGCUUAUCAUUGGUGUUAUUGAAUUAUUUGGAUUAGCCACCGAACACAGAGCAUCGUAAAAGGAUGAAAGUUCCGAGAAUAUUCCGACAAAUUAAACAUUCCGCUUAUCGCAAGGUCCGCAAAGCCACCAUCGGCGCAUGGGCGCUCAAGCUGCUGUUUGUGUUCUCGUGCAUGAUCAUCACCGUGGUGCUCAUCAUCCACAAGUACCAGAGUCUUUCGAAUUUCAAAAAUAGCCUCUACUACCGCUACGCAAGUGACGGGUCAUUUUUCGAUGGCAGUCCCCGGAACGCCGAUCGUGUGCUGAUCGACUGGCAUGACUAUGCGUUUAUCGAGAGCGAGCAGCAACGGCUCGGCCCGGGGGAACACGGGAAACCAGUGAAGCUGCAAAAGCCUGAAGACAUCAAACUGAAUAAAAAGCUCUACAAAGAAAAUGGUUAUUCGGCUGUGAUCAGCGAUUUGAUCGCACUGAACCGCUCCGUUCCGGACAUUCGACAUCCCCAGUGUCGGAAAAAACGCUACCUCCAAGAACUGCCGAAUGUUAGUGUGAUCAUCAUUUUCUACAACGAACACUGGAGCACGCUUCUUCGAACAGUUUACAGUGUGUUGAACCGAUCGCCUCCACACCUGCUAAAGGAGAUAAUAUUGAUCAAUGAUCAUAGUUCAAAAAAAUUUCUUUGGGCACCUCUCCAGGAUUUUGUUGAAAACGAGCUUGCUCCCAAAGUCAAACUGAUCAACCUGCCGGAACGAUCGGGUUUGAUCAUUGCGAGAUUGGCAGGAGCAAAAGCUGCCACUGGGGAUGUACUGAUCGUACUGGAUUCACAUACCGAAGUUAAUACCAACUGGCUACCUCCUUUGCUAGAACCGAUCGCCGAGGACUACCGUACAGCAGUGUGUCCGUUUAUUGAUGUGAUAGUUCACGAUACGUUCGAGUAUCGCUCACAAGACGAGGGAAAGCGAGGUGCUUUUGACUGGAAAUUCUACUAUAAGCGUCUUCCGCUGCGACCGGGAGAUCUGAGCGAUCCCACAAAACCGUUCGAAAGCCCGGUGAUGGCCGGUGGGCUUUUUGCAAUUAGCGCAAAAUUCUUCUGGGAGCUUGGCGGGUAUGAUGAGGGAUUGGAUAUCUGGGGUGGGGAGCAGUACGAACUGAGUUUCAAGAUAUGGCAAUGCGGAGGUAGGAUGGUGGAUGCACCCUGUUCACGUGUUGGUCACGUCUAUCGAGGCUAUUCGCCGUUCCCUAAUCCAAGGGGGGUCAACUUUGUUACCAGAAACUUUAAACGUGUGGCCGAGGUGUGGAUGGACGAGUACAAACAGUUUCUUUAUGAGCGAAAUCCUCAAUUCGAUAAAAUAGACGCUGGUGAUCUGACUGAACAGAAGGCUUUGCGUGAAAGGCUACAGUGCAAACCUUUCAAGUGGUUUUUAGAGGACGUAGCACCGGAUCUGUUGGUACGGUAUCCGUUGCGUGAUCCACUACCUUUCGCAUCCGGACGAGUUCAGAGUCUAGCUAAUACCAACUACUGUCUGGACACGUUGAACCACAAGGCAAAAGAACCAAUAGGAGUUUUCGGCUGUGCCAGUAACAAAACUCAUCCACAGAAUAACCAGUUCUUUACGCUGACUUAUUAUCGUGAUAUCCGAGCGGCCAGUGUAGAAAAAUGCCUGGACGCUUCCAGUGAUGAUUCGGAUGUGAUUCUAUUCAACUGUCACGAAUCACAGGGAAAUCAGCUGUGGCAGUACGAUUUUGAAAACAAACUAAUCGUUCACGGGAAGCCAACCCGGAAUCAGUGCCUAGACCUCGUCGGUAAAAGGGUUGUCGUUGCCAGGUGUGAUCAUAGGAAACAAACCCAGCGGUGGGAGUGGGGAUUCGUUAAUGUUACCAACCUGAGAAAUUGGGAAUACUACGGAGCGAAGUUGAUACAGUGAAAUGCUAAUAAAUUUUGCCAGUUAUUCACUAACGAAAA
This is a messenger RNA of Topomyia yanbarensis, 2074 nucleotides long. RefSeq names its product N-acetylgalactosaminyltransferase 6-like. The record is from RefSeq and is a predicted model, not a curated record. The coding region runs from base 180 to 2036 and encodes 618 amino acids. The transcript is spliced from 5 exons. Gene Ontology annotation, cellular component: Golgi apparatus. Lineage: Eukaryota; Metazoa; Arthropoda; Insecta; Diptera; Culicidae.